Molecule: messenger RNA, 2951 nt
Organism: Scatophagus argus
Lineage: Eukaryota; Metazoa; Chordata; Actinopteri; Scatophagidae
Gene: rab21
Product: RAB21, member RAS oncogene family
Exons: 7
Coding region: 370-1023 (217 amino acids)
Biological process (GO): Rab protein signal transduction
Molecular function (GO): GTP binding; GTPase activity
Source: RefSeq, a predicted model, not a curated record
UCUUUGUUCGCAAAGAACUAAGUGGCCUAUCUUUCGUAACGUAGACGAUCUUCGGUAGAGCUAGCCGGCUAACUAAUAGCUCAAACAGACGCCAUUAGUUGGGUACCAACCAGGCAUUCGCAUAGAGGUAAACGGGGAGUUAGCUCGCUGUUUAGACCCAGUUCCCUCACACCUACUGGUCAGUAUUAUAAAAGUCAUAUUUGCUUAUGCUGUCGAGGUGUGUUUGUCCUGAUUUUAGCUGUUUUUCUAAAGUCGGAAGCUGAUGUGAGCUACGCAGGACUUCAGUUCCGACGGGGUUAGCAUUAGCAGCGCUAGCUUGAUAACGCUUGUUUUGAUUAAAACGAGGACUUCUUUAUUAGACUGCCAGUUAUGGCGGCAGGGGGGGCGGGCAGCAAAACCUACUCGUUCAAGGUAGUGUUGCUGGGAGAAGGAUGUGUGGGGAAGACGUCGCUGGUGCUGCGAUACUGCGAAAACAAAUUCAACGACAAACACAUCACAACUCUACAGGCGUCAUUCCUCACAAAGAAACUCAACAUCACAGGGAAGAGAGUCAACCUGGCCAUUUGGGACACAGCAGGUCAGGAGCGUUUUCAUGCUUUAGGUCCCAUCUACUACAGAGACUCCAAUGGAGCUAUUCUAGUGUACGACAUUACAGACGAAGACUCCUUUCAGAAGGUGAAGAAUUGGGUGAAAGAGCUGAGGAAAAUGUUGGGGAACGAGAUUUGUUUAUGUAUAGUAGGUAAUAAAAUCGAUUUGGACAAAGACAGACACGUUGCAGUGGAGGACGCCGAGAGCUAUGCGGAGUCGGUGGGAGCCAAACACUACCACACAUCAGCCAAGUUAAAUAAAGGCAUCGAGGAGCUCUUCCUGGAUCUCUGUAAAAGGAUGAUGGAAACGGCUCAGGCUGAGGAGAGGUUGAAGGGCAACGGAGCGAGCCAAUCAGCAUCGAGUAGGCGGGGCGUACAGAUUGUCGACGACGAACCACAGGCCACGCCCGCCGGAGGGUGCUGCUCUUCUGGCUAACACACACACAAACACACUCAUACAUGGUUGCAGACAUAAUAUUCACACACACAUUUACUCGUGUCUGUCGUCCAGUUGUUCAGCGCUAAAAUCCUAAAAUAAUCCGAGUUUUUGUUUUUUGCCGUCGUGGCUGCUAAGGAUCGUGGGAAAUCAUAUUUAAACUGUUUUAUUCAUUGUUCCCUUCAAAAUAAAAGUAGCUUAUGCUGAAACUGAGUUUGCUCUCAGCCAUUUGAAUUUGACAAACAUCACACUGUCAGUCUUUAACUGAAGCAGUGAAUAAAAACACAGAAGACUAAGAGUGGUUGGACACAAGUGGUGGCUCAGACUUCAGCAAAGACAUAUUUUUGUUUUUGUGGGAUAAAACACAACAUCCUGACACGCAAACACGCACACACUGUACAAACUUCCAUUAAUCGCAUUUCUCUAAAAAUACAAGUUUCCUGCUUUCGGAGCGUCAGGAGCAGCAGGCAGUUUGUGGUCAAACAGCACCACCUACUGGAUGGAAGCCAAACUGCAGGAAAAAUAAAAUCUUUAAAGGGCACAUUUACACUUUUUCAGGUCUAUCUAAAUACACUCACAAUGACUGAUGAGUACCAUCCCGACUCUGAGCUGUCAGCCACGUUUCAUGGGCUUCCUCGGUGCUCGUCAUGUUGUGGUGUUGAAGCUAAACCAGCUGAGCUGUCGCGAUGACACGCUGGACUUCAUCUGCAGAGGAAGACCCUGACAGGAUGCGCAUUAAAUCCACUUGAUUUUGAGUGUCCUGAUAAAACUUUUAAUCUCGAGGACGAUCGCAAAAACAAAGUGGAAACAAAAUGUCUGAAUUUUGUGCCAAAAAGACUUCCUGUUUGAUUUUGACUGUUGGCGCCUCACAGCAGCUCCAGAUGUCUUAAUUAUCUGGAAGGUUAAUAAACAACGACCAAAAACAAGGAAAAGCAGCAGCUCGUCACGCGAGAAACUGGAACAUGCUGACCGAUCAGUCGUUUUCACUUCACUGGUUUAGAUUUGUCUGCACCUUGUCAAAAUAAAAUGUAAUUUGGAAACAUGAACGAACAAAUUAGCAUCCAAACUUGGCUGGGAUAUUCAUCAGAUUGAUUAUUUUCAGUUGUUUUAGUCUGUUAAAUGUCAGAAAAUUGUGAAAAACUGACCAAUUGCUUCACUCACAGAAAUAUGAAAGAGAGAAAAAGAAACCAGUAAGAGUUUCAUAAUCGAUUAAUCAUCAAGACAUUAAUCACCAGGUCUCUGUCGAUUGACUAAUCGAUUUAAUUGAUUAAUUUUUCUGCUCCGUGGCUGUUGAUCCAGAUUUUUUGGUCUGUAAAUGAAACCACUCUUCCAGGUUUGUUGUUAAUUUAUUCUUUCUUUAUUCCUGAAUUUGACUUAACAAGCACCUCAGUUUGUCAGAAGAAGAAACACGAGCGUGUGUGUGUUGCAGUUUGACAGAAACGUUCAGCACAAUCGGCUGCAGCAGCUUUAAUGGCACUGAAUCCACUCAAGUCUCUGAGUUGUUUGUUUUGUCUUUGAAACCCAAAAUGUUUGACGUACAAACAAAGAAAAGAGAAAAGCAGCAACAGAAGUUUUCACUUUCAAGUCCUAAAGGAAAUAAAGGCUUCCUGGGUGUGUGCAGCUGCUCCUUCAUCAUCCUCUUCCUCCACACACACACACACACACACACACACACACACACACACACACUCUCCUGGACAGCAAAGUAAUACUGUGCAUGUUUGAUUUCUGUAAACAGCUUUGUUUGUUUUUCUUUUCAAAGAAAUGGUGAAUAAAAAAACUGAAAAGUGAUAAUUUAAUAAGUUCGAUGGAAAUCUGUACGUGAACAACAUUCAUCUGUACUCAUACUGUGUACUUGUACUGUUGUUUUCCACCGGGUCUGUAGCUCCAUCAGUCUCUCUGCUCACUGAAUAAACUACGGGACGUUU